Messenger RNA from Aureobasidium melanogenum CBS 110374, 2835 nucleotides. RefSeq lists its product as uncharacterized. The transcript is spliced from 2 exons. Bases 1 to 2835 code for a protein of 944 amino acids. NCBI's taxonomy places the organism in Eukaryota, Fungi, Ascomycota, Dothideomycetes, Dothideales, Saccotheciaceae. The record is from RefSeq and is a predicted model, not a curated record.
AUGGAUCAGGAUCCUAAUCCGCACGUCGUCCAGGACACGGAUAUGUCCAUGUGGGAUGACCCCUCUUUCUCCAACCUCUAUGACAACCUAGGCACCGCCGCCGAGUCGCCCUUCGAUGGCGCUCGCCUGUUCGACAUGUCGGCCGCGACUGUGCAAGCCGACAGCCCUAGCUAUCACAUCAAGACCGACGAUGGUCAGCACGCACAUUCCCACCAACAAUACAAUUCGCGAUCGCUCGUCUCGUCGCGCUCAGCCGAAAGCUCAUCGCAAGACUCGUCUUCAGAGACGAGUGGCAGGAAGCGCAAGAACACUUCGGCCACUUCCGAGUCUCCACCAGGAAACUUUGAGGCUAUCAAGCUCGAACAACAACAGCAGCCCAUGAUGCAGCACGCCGGCAGCACCACUAACAUGGCCUCAUUACACUCUCUUCACAAUCUCUCACUAGAGCAGGACUUUGCCAACCAUUUUGGUAGCGCUGCAAGUAGUCCUGGUGGCCAACCUAUGGACUUGGUUGACCGCACAUACUCCCAUCACAUGCACAUCAAACCCGAACCACCGGCUGGAACCCUCGAGCCGUCCAAUUUCUUCUUCGGCUCAAGCACAGCAUCGCCCGCUUCGGUCAAAGCAACACAAACCCAAGAAGCUUCACCCAGCGCCAUGUUCAACAACCCUACACCCUCCUCGGAUGGAAACGACAUGUUCAACGCAAACCAGAUAUGGAACAACCCGACACAAAAUCAGAACCCUGCGUGGAAUAAUGACUACGCCCAUGCUUUUGCGUCGCCCGGCGCUCUGGCUAUGACGCCUUCUCCUGUCAUGAACGCUCCCAAACCAGAACUAAACAAGGCUUCUACCGCCCAAGGCGAUCGCAUUCCUCUGCACGUUGCGCCCAUCCCAGCAAAAUCUCGAGUCGAGACACAAAUCAACAUUCGCUUGACCAUGGACUACCUGCCGCCGCGCGUCAAGAUGCUGCAUUUGCCUACCCACACCAUUGCAAAAGCCAAACUGCUGGCCAAGGAAGUCCAUCUGGCUGAAGACACGCUCGAGUUACACACCAUGCUCGUAUGUACCAGUGCAAUGAACCAACCCCACUUGCGUGAGAAGGCCAUGAAGCAAGCCGCUCUGCAGGACAAUGCACAAAUCCAAGCACGAGGCCAAAAUGCCGGCAAGAAGGCAGGCGAAGAGGAAGUGGACGAGAACGACAAACCGGCCAACGGCGGAGAAGUGCGAAUCUGCAGCAAUUGCAUCAACCGUGAGCGUAAGAGAGCUGCCCGUAAGAAGCUAAAGAAGGAGGAAGAGCAAGCACACUGGGAGAAGUAUGAGACAGAGCGCGUCAUUGUCUUCAACACCAACGAGUACAAGCCAUGGCAAGACUGGCAGCAGUCGCCAGCGCCCAAGGACAACAGCGUUACAGCCUCUGAUUAUUUCCGCCCGCCAGAGACGGCAAUGCAGGUCGUGGCUCCUAUGCGCAUUGCUUGUUAUUGCCGCCAUCAGAACGAGAAGGACGGAUUCCAGGUCAUCUUUACCAUCAAGGACUACCAAGGCAAUGUUGUGGCCCAAGACAUCUCUGACUCGAUCCUUAUCACCGAUGACCACAAGACGCACCCUAUGUCAAGCGUGCCGGGCCAGGUAUGGUACGACGGCCAAUUCCCAGCCCAGGCCCCUUUCACAUCGCACUCGAUGGUCGACCUGCACUCCCACAUGCCUGCAAUGUCUGUCUCAAAAUCGACAGGAAACUUGCAGAGUCUUGGUUACGGAGCGCAACAGUUCCACCAGCCUAAUAACAUGCACAUGCAAAACUUUCCUCCGUCACAAGCCACUACUCCUGGAACAAUGACACCGCGCAAUUUGUCCCGUCCUGGUUCGCCCAACAGCGCAGGCCAAGCAGGUCCCAGCAAGAAGCGUAAAUCGUCAUCUGCUCACCGAAGAGUCCCGAGCACGCUUACCAUGACCAAGAUGGAGUCAAAUCAGCAAAUGGCUCAACCUACUGCUCAAACCCCCUUCUCACCCACAAAUGCUGGCUUUGUUGGCAGCAAUAAUGAUCCGACUUACAUUACCAUGCCGCACUCAGCCUCGCGCAGCCAUUUCCACACAGGGCCAUCGACCCCUAUAGAAACAACCACAUUCCCGUUCUCUGCUCUCAAUAGAACAAACAGUAUGGACGGCGCUGCAUAUCAAGCCUUCUACUCUGCUCCAAGCUCUGCCCACCAGAGCCGAGCGCCGAGUCCAGUGUUGGUUGGACCAAAUCUGGCUGCCUUCCAAAGGCAGCAAGCGCACGGUGGAGCAAAUGCUAUGCCAAAUCGUCAGAACCCAUUCGCCAUGUCAAAUUCAUCUAUGCCUGGCGGGAUGAGCGAGCCGGAUCGCCCUGGUCCCAUUAUCAACAAGGUGACACCCUCCGAAGGCCCGCCAUCUGGUGGUAUAGAGGUUUCGGUGUACGGCAGUGGAUUCACGCCUGGCAUGGAAGUCAUGUUCGGCGACCAGGUUGCUACGGCUACCACUUUCUGGGGCGAGAAAGCUUUAUGCUGUGUUCUGCCCCCAGGACAAAACGGAAUUGUCCCUGUGGCGAUCGCACCAUCACCCAUGCGACAGUACUCAGCGCCACCACCGGGCCAGACACAAGUCUUCAACUAUGUAGGAAAGACUUCAGAGAUGCAAAUGAUGGAGAUGGCUCUUCGCUUCUACAGUCAGAAAGAGACAGGUCGUGCUGAUCAAUGGCAAGCGCUAGCACAAGGUGCUGCCAAUGCCUGGAUGUCGCAAGGUUCUGCUGCUACAGGUCUUCAGACGGCACAAGGAGCACCUUUCGAAGGUUCUAUCGCAGACAUGCGAUAUGCGUAG